Messenger RNA from Aureobasidium namibiae CBS 147.97, 999 nucleotides. RefSeq names its product FAD/NAD(P)-binding domain-containing protein. Gene Ontology annotation, molecular function: 3-(3-hydroxyphenyl)propionate hydroxylase activity; FAD binding. The transcript is spliced from 3 exons. Bases 1 to 999 code for a protein of 332 amino acids. The record is from RefSeq and is a predicted model, not a curated record. Gene Ontology annotation, biological process: 3-(3-hydroxy)phenylpropionate catabolic process. Lineage: Eukaryota; Fungi; Ascomycota; Dothideomycetes; Dothideales; Saccotheciaceae.
AUGGGUAUUCAGACACACGUAAUUGAUUCCGCAGAGACUCUAGACGAUCAACCACGAGCGAUCCAUUAUGGAACCGCCGCUGUCCAUGAACUGGCUCGUGCUGGAGUACUGGAUGAUAUCCAAGCCGAGGGACUGAUUUGUCGGAAUUUCUGCUGGCGCAAACUGGACGGAGAGGUCAUCGCUGGCUUAGAUAGUACUUUACUUGACGGCACUUUGGACCAAGUCACCUGUCUUCCGCUCAACCAAGUCAGCAAGAUCGUCAUGAAGCACAUCUUGGAGCAGCCAACAGCAAGAGUGUCGUGGGGUCACAACGUUACCGACAUUGGACAAACUGAUGAAGAAGCUUGGGUCGAAGUGGAAACAUGCAAAGAGACUAAACGUCUCACAGCCGAUUAUAUUGUGGGAUGCGAUGGAGCUAGAAGCAUUGUGCGGCGUAAGCUCUUUGGCGUGGACGACUUCCCUGGACACACUCUGGAAGAACAGAUCGUCGCCACGAAUACCUACUACGACUUCGACAAGUAUGGUUAUCAGGAUUCAAAUUCCAUCAUCCACCCUGAGCACUGGCAUAUGGCUGCCAGAAUUUCCAACGAUGGUCUGUGGAGAGUUUCGUAUGGCGAACUUGCCGGACUCUCACGCGGGGACGUCAUUGCUCGUCAGCCCGAGAAAUCCAUGCGCAUCUUGCCUGGUAGCCCCUCACCUGGCCAAUACCAGCUAGUCAACAUAAGUCCUUACCGGGUCCAUCAACGUUUGGCCAGAAGCAUGCGAGUUGGGAGAUUUCUUCUUACCGCUGACGCUGCCCACCUAUGCAACCCCUUCGGAGGUUUAGGACUCACAGGUGGAAUCGUUGACGUGGCAGGUCUGUCUGACCGUCUUAGCGGCAUCUAUGAUGGCAAUGCCGACGAAUCAAUUCUGGAUGAAUAUAGUAGAAUUCGUCGGGAAAAGUACUUAUCCAUGGUCAACCCUAUCUCGCUUGAGAACAUCGGUCGACUGCAUAGCUAA